Neltuma alba is the source of this 1358-nucleotide messenger RNA. Its product is annotated as protein STRICTOSIDINE SYNTHASE-LIKE 6-like. Gene Ontology annotation, cellular component: endomembrane system. The transcript has 5 exons. Lineage: Eukaryota; Viridiplantae; Streptophyta; Magnoliopsida; Fabales; Fabaceae. The coding region runs from base 57 to 1199 and encodes 380 amino acids. Gene Ontology annotation, molecular function: hydrolase activity. The record is from RefSeq and is a predicted model, not a curated record.
UUCUUGGCCUUCGUUCACUGCCAGCCAAAAAGCAUUUUCAUUUUCCUCACCAUCACAUGCCUCACUCUAAAACGACGGCGCUUUCAUGGCAUUUCCCCUUGUUCUUCACCCUCAUCCUCCCUAUCGCCGCCGCUUUCAUUCUCUUCUGGCUCGACCCCUUCCAGCCGGUUCACUUCCCUGACGAUGCGAUGAGCAGGAGCAUCGUUACGACGGCGCCGGCGCUCAACGAGCAGAUGCGAAGAGGAUCCGAGGCUCUGGCGGAGGGACUCGUGGAGGGACCUGAAGACUUGGUUUACGAUGCGGCCGAAGGUGUCAUUUAUACAGGGUGUAAGGAUGGGUGGAUCAAGCGAGUCACGGUGAAGGAACCGGUGGCUAACUCUACGGUCGAAAGUUUCGUCCGUACCGGAGGCAGACCGCUCGGUGUCGCUUUGGACCGGAAUGGGGAACUCAUAGUAGCUGACGCUGACAAGGGAUUGAUAAAAGUAACAAGAGAAAAGAAGCUGGAGUUGUUGACAGAUGAGAGCGAGGGGUUAAAGUUCAGAAUAACAGACGGGGUAGAUAUCGCAGACGACGGCACCAUUUAUUUCACAGACGCUUCUUACAAAUACAAUUUGAGUGAAUUCAUGUUUGACAUAUUGGAAGGGAAUCCUUAUGGACGUCUCCUAAGUUACAAUCCAUCCACCGCCCACACAGCUCUUCUGGCCUCCCGUCUCUACUUCCCCAACGGAGUCGUUGUCUCUCCGGACCAACAAUCUCUCAUAUUCUGUGAGACUGUUCUGAUGAGGUGCAGAAAGUAUUACAUAAAAGGCCCUAAGAGAGGAACCACAGAAAAGUUUGUUGAUGACAUGCCUGGUUUUCCUGAUAACAUUCGUUAUGAUGGGGAUGGCCAUUACUGGAUUGGCUUAGGCUCGGCACCCACAUAUGUUUGGGAAUUGGGAAGAAGAUAUCCAAUCGUUCGGAAGGCAAUGGCAAUGAUGGUGAAGUAUGUGGGAAGGCUAAAUAUGGAGAAGAAUGGAGGAGUUGUUGCUGUGGACUUGGAAGGAAACCUAAUUGCACAUUACUAUGAUUCUGCCUUUUCGUUCAUCACAGGGGGCAUUAAGAUUGGGAAUCACUUGUAUUGUGGCUCCGUUCACUAUCCCUUCAUCAUACGUCUGGAUUUGAGCAAGUCUCCCGCAAUCCCCACAACCAAACAUGUAUAAGGUUAUAAGCUUGAUCCGUCAUGGAAGGCUUUGGUCCAUGUUUAAGCCCAUUAUUAUGGUGACCUCAUUUUUUUUAUAACGAUCUUAAUUCUUGAAUAUUAGUCUAAUAUUGUAGUGAAUACAAUUCUGACUGUUUUUAAAGAGGGGCCUUAAUUUGAC